UGCCCUGUGAGAGCAGGGGACGGACUGAACGAACGAACGAACAACUCUCUAUACUAAUCGCUCGUGACGCUUCGUCCGUCUGUCCGAAUGUCCGUCCCAUCGACGUGUCGUUCCCGUUUUCUCUUUUUCACGUCGUGAUUGUGAACGCGUCGCGUCGGCGUCGCGCUCGCGCGCUAUCAUCGGGACUGUUCGCUGCACCGCGUGGUAGUAAACGGAGUGCAUCGUGUCACGUCGAGACGUGUCGGUGGAUUCGGCAUCCUGGACUCUUGGACCGCGUAACUUGGACUCCUUAGGACCAGUGGGAUUCCCAAGCGUCCCGUCGGCCGCUCGAGCCGCCACGGGGCCCUUCUACCGAACGAAACAAGGUAGGGAUCGACUCCGACAUGUGUUCGCCAGUCGGAUUCCAUGCUCUGGACUCGAAGACACCCUGAUGGCAGUCACCGUUACGGCGAGACAUUGCGAUCGUUCGCCGCCAAUCGAUACGCUGUUACGUUCCUCGCGUCGCUAUCCGGAGUAGUACUGACUCAGUGAGAGAGUGCAGUGCGUGCAGGUGCUGUUGUGACCUAAUUCGUUGUUGUUGAGAGAAAUUCAGAGACAACCGACCCGUCCACACCCGUCAUGUCAGCCUACGCGCAGUUCGGGUACUCGUAUCCGUCGGCGUCCCAGCUGCUGGUGAGCGGGGGACAGCCGACGACGGCGACGUCGCCGGCGAUGUCGUCUGGUGGGGCCCUCAGCCCCGGGGCGCUGUCACCGUCGUCGACGGCGACGACGACAGGCGCCGCGGCGGCAAGCGGAGGAGCGAGCACCCCCGUGGGCGGCACUACGGGCCCUGGUUGCUGUGAAAACGGCAGGCCCAUGAUGACGGAUCCUGUGACCGGGCAGACGGUUUGCAGCUGUCAGUAUGACAGCGCCGCGAGGCUCGCUUUGGGUGCAUACCCGAGGCUAGCACCCACGGCGACCUCCUACUCCUCUUACCCCACACCGACGCCGUCCACCACUGACCAGGGUCCCUACCCCAGCAUCAGCAUGGACAGCUCAGCGUUCUACCCUCCUCUGGGAAAUCCGUACGGAUUGAAGGACACGACGGGGAUGGGCAUGACGGCGGAUAUGGGUGCUGCAUGGGGCACGGCCGCCCUUCAACCUGCUGCCACGGGUUACUACCCCUACGAUCCAACCCUGGCCGCCUACGGGUACGGAGCCGGAUACGACCUGGCCGCGCGGCGGAAGAAUGCGACGAGGGAGUCUACGGCGACCUUGAAGGCCUGGUUAAACGAGCACAAGAAGAACCCCUACCCGACGAAGGGCGAGAAAAUCAUGCUAGCCAUUAUCACGAAGAUGACGCUGACUCAAGUCUCCACUUGGUUCGCCAACGCGCGGAGGCGUCUGAAGAAGGAGAAUAAAAUGACCUGGGAGCCGAAGAACAAGACCGACGACGACGACGAUGCGGUUCUCACGGACUCGGAGGAUAACAAAGAAAAGGACGAUCUCGCGGGGGACAAUCAAGGCGACAGGGUCGGCGAGGAGGCGAGGAGAGGACUCGAAGAAAAUGAGCCGAUGAGGCACGUGAAAGCGGAGCACUUGCAGCACGACAAGGACCUGGACGACGAGGACGACCUGGAUCUCGAGGAGGACCCGCGACGAGGGGAGCAUCCCUUUCACCACGCGAUGCAGCAUCAUCACCAUCAUCAUCAAGGGUACGCCGGGGAGGACCACCUGAAAGACGAGGGCAUAAAGUCCGACUGCAGCGCGGCCGGGGUACCCAUACCCGCCACCAAGCCGAAAAUUUGGUCUCUGGCGGAUACCGCGGCCUGCAAAACGCCGCCACCGCCCACGCAUCCCCAUCACCAGCAAUACCACCACCUCCAUCAUCAGCAGCACUACGCCCAGCAGCAACAGCAGCAUCACCUGCCCAACCAAGGCCACCAUCAUCAUUCCCAGCAACCUUGGCUCGGUUCGGGCGGCGGCGGAGGCGGUGGAAGCGCGGGUGGUGGUGGCGGAGGUGGAAACCUCGGCUCGUUCGCGUUGCCCUCCUCCGCGUCGAUGAGUCCCUCUGCUGCGGCGACCGCUCCGUACUCGAGCGCGGCGACGAGAUACGGAGGAUUCCUCUCGUCCUCCUCCGGUGGUCAGCUCCACUACAACCCAAACUCCUCGUCCGGUUCGAGCUCGAGCGCAUCCUCCUCGGCGGCGGCGGGGUUUCCCGAGGUUGGUACGGACACUCCACCACAGACACCGCCCAACAUGAAGGUGGCUACACCGAAUGGAGUGAUCCAGGGACCACCGGCCGGCUACUGCACUGGUGGCAACGCCAACGCCACGACCAACGGUAAUCCAAAUCCGUACGGAGCGAGUCAUCCAGCCGCUGGCUAUCUGUCCACGAGUUCCGGCUCGGCCAGUAGCGCCUCCUCCUUCAGCUCCAGGCUACAGACGUCACCCCACAAAGACUUCUCACCCGCGGGACAGAACUCCAUCCUCCAUCAGCAUCAAACUACUGCCAGCCUGCCGCCCACGGAGGCUACCACCGCGUUCAAGCCGUUCUACAAAGGGUCGCAGUCGAUGGGUAGCGGGUUCGUAUCGCCGGUCUAAGGAGCGCUGGAUCAACGUCGGAUCACCGUCGCGUCCCUCGAGGAAUAAGCCACGGCGCGGAGGACGCAGGGACCCAAGGACCGGACUGUAAAUACGCGCUCCCGAGAGGUCCUGGGAUUUAUUAGCGUCGUCUCGGCUCCGCGAGGAGGGAGAAGAGGUCACGGGAAGAGGACGGAGGCGAGAAGCGCCAAGACUCGGCGCUGAGGAAGCACGAAAGGAACAGAGGAAGGAAGCAAAGAAUCAAGGGUGACUACUAGGGAUACAUAAAUCGUCCCCGCCCUCCGCGAGCUGCCACUGCGAAAGACGAACGAGGGAUGGCGCGAGUCGGGCCGAAGACGGCUUAGAGGAGAUUUAGGAAUUAGGGGAAUUACGUCGAAGUGCCUGCUUACGCACGAGUACGUAAGGGAGGAAGACUCCAGGAGAGAGCAGACUUCCAGAGGACGUGCGCUGAAUCGCGUCUGUCGCGUCCCUGUAUUCGAGAAAUUCAGCGAACCCUGAAGUUCCCGAAGAGGCAACCUCUUGCUUCUCCUAUAGCAACGGAAGAUACACAAAAGGGGUUGAAAAUUACUGAUGGAUUACUAUUUACCACAGAAUAAUAAUCCAAAAUCGCAGGUAGUUCGUCGAUCAACGAGCGAUGGGCUAACCGAAACCACCCCUUUGCUCAUCCUUGAUAUAAAUCAGGAUCCAGGAGAUUAACCCAGAUAUUACCGAAGUGAUUUCUGCCAAAUUCUAUUAAAUUAUGGACCAAGUGUAAUUUUUUUGUAAAAGAAAAGUGAUACAGCUGUAUAGCUGUCCAGUUUUUAGUUAGAUGGAUUUGGAAUAGGAUACAUUGUCCUGGAUUUUUAAGAAAACGAUAGUAAUACCUGGGUGAAUGGCUCUGUAAACAUUUAUAUCGGGAACACGUUAUAUUAGUCGAUUAGUUCCAUAGUGAGAAGCAUCUUGUAGAGAGUUAUACAAAUUUCGUCCAGACAGUGCUAGUGGACUCGCCGGUAAGACUGACACAGGACAUCUUGCUUUAAAUCUAAUUCUAGAUUCAGAAUCCUCCGGUCACACUUCCCGCAGCUGGUGUCAACGACCACCAUGACGGUGGACGUGGGAAACAGAAGAAUGUUCCCAACUUUACAUACCAAAAAAUAAUAAUCCAUCAGAAACCUUCGUUCCCUCGGUAGAUUGAAAGGGAAAGGGGCCUAUCAAGGUAAACAAGGGAAGAAAUCGACGAACCGACGCGCGCGAUGUGUCCAAGUUAUCUGGUCACGCGUGUCCCUCGAUCUUCUCGCGUUUUACGUCUUUGAUUCUGUAAAUAGGAGGGUCGGUCGUAGACUCGCAGGCCAACUCGACGAUUUGGCAACCACCAGUCAACCGUUCACCGCGUCUCAAGGAUCGAUCCUUGUUUUGUACAUAUACCUUUGAUCGUGAGCGGGAGGACCAGUUUAGGACACGCUUACGUCCAACUACUCGUCGAACGCGGGUCCUGUUGCUUCCAGGGAGCCAAGGACUCCGCGAAUCACGGGCAACGUGCAAAGUAGCAGCCUUGCAGGACGACCUGAACGCGAGGACACCCUUAGAGAACCUUUUCUGUGGCUAGAGCUCGACAAGCAAGAGAAUCGACUUGGCUGGGCGAAGGAGUUCCAGGUUCCAUCGCCAUUUCUAUCGAAUGCUAUCGUAUCCCGAAUGUUUGAGCUACCUAGUCGAAGCAGAAGAACUUGGAAGAGUUCCACUGACCUGGUGGAAAGUGUUCCAAGUCGAUGCUAUCGUUUGUCGAGUUUUAGAUUCGUCGCGACUCGCGCGGGACACUCUACCUGAGAAGACGACAGGAAUCGUCAUCCUCGAGGCUCGUCGGCGAGGCGCUACGAGAUACUCUAUUGUUACAAUAUCGCUAACUCUUUAAUUAUCUCAAUGGGAUCGUUAACGUGUAUACGAAAGCAAAAGUUUUCAAGAAUUUUGGCCGAUCAGUCGAGAGCUAUCGAGACCGCUGUGGCUGUCACCCUAAGUUUAUUCCUGGGACACCUGGCAAUAGCCCAAUUCGUUUGUUUCGACCCUAAGACAACUAUGAUAUUUUUGUCUAUGUAAAAUUCGCGAUAGAGUCCUUCCCAGGAGAGUACCUAGGUCUAGAACGAUGGCCCUACAUAUUAUAUGUACUAGCGUGUCUUUGAAAUGAGGGUGGAAAAGGGAUUUAUCAGUGUAAUAGUUCCUCGUUUCAAUAUAUUGCAGCACUGUCAUUGUUCGUAAUCUCAGUCAGGGGAGUGCCCUUGGUCGGUCAAAUUUCUUGGAAAGGACUAUAGGUCGUAAACCACAGUGGUCUUGGGCCUCGGGAGAAUUUGAAGGAAUACAAUCGGGAGCCUGGACGAUCGGAACUACGAACGCGAAGGGGUGAAAUCCCAUAACCGUGAGUCAUGUUUUUUAAACAUUGGCUGCUGUGCAUAGGUGCAAUGUAGACACGCAAAUUCGAUAGAAAAGAAGUUCCUCGAAAUGAGGAGUGGUUAAUUUGCAUUAAUGCGACUUUCAGUCCUCCGUAUCAAGGUGGAGAUUUAAGAUGGCGUCUCCACGCUGUGUUAUAGAAUAAAAAUAUUGGAAAGAAAUCGUGCGAGUGAAUGGCCACUGUGGCUUGAACGGGACGGUAAACUAAUUAAGAGUAAAUUCGUCCUUUUUCGCGCGGGCGCCGUGCACUCGCGAUCCACGAAGACUUCCGGUUCCCCGAACACUGUGCACUUUUAGCGCACGAGAAUUCGUCGAUCGCGACACAAGCGGUAUCUACCUUAAUUAGCAUCGUACUCUAUCCUCGUUACUUUUCAAUCUCCUCUGUGCAAUAUAUUGUUUAGAUGUAUGUUCGAUGAUCGCCGAGUGUCUCGUGUUCGCUGAUCGGGAACCCAAGGCAGCAGCGAAUGAAACGGUGAAAUGGGAAUUAUGAAAAAUAAUAAAAUAAAUCGACUAUCAUUUUGUACUUUGGCAUAUGCGAGCGUGUGUGCGUGCGUGUCAUCGCCGAGGGAUGAAGAGGGUGGCACGUCGGUGAGCAUACGGUUUAGAAAGAAUGGGGAUUAGCGAGAGCGAACGAGAAAUUGUACAUUGUUUUGUAAAGAGUACAUUUAUUUAUAUCUGUGAUAAUGGGCGAGGUUAAAAACAAUAAAAAAAAAAAAAAUGUGAAAGAGUGCAUGCGAGAGACGGACAGAGGAAGUGGAGGUAGGCGAGUGGAAGAGAGGACAUCUAUGGUGUACUUUAACGAGGACGGUCGAUGCUCGUGCAUUCGUUGACACAUAUAUCGUAUAGAAAUAAUUUUAGACUCGAUAAUGAUUUUGUAAAUAAUCAGUGCGUAGCCCAAGGGACACGAGGGUCGAACGUACCUUCCCGUCGGAAUCGAAACAGGCGGAUAAACAACAAGAACAGGAAUAUAAACGAGAACAAGGGUAAAAAACGAGUAUACAGAAAGAGGAGGGGAGAGAGAGUUUUGUGUACACGAUCGCACCCUCGUGAGAAAGAAGAGAGAACUAUUUGUUGUGAAUAUACAUAAUACAGGUACUAGGUAUAUAGAUAUAUAAAUAUAAAUAUAUAAAUAUAUACAUACUAUGAUUAAUAGGUUCUAUUUGGUUGUUCGUACGAAUUCAAUUGUAAAUUAAUUAAACUGUACAUAGUUCUGAAUGUGAAUAUAGACAGAAUAUAUCUAUUAUUAUUAUUA
Molecule: messenger RNA, 6253 nt
Organism: Hylaeus volcanicus
Lineage: Eukaryota; Metazoa; Arthropoda; Insecta; Hymenoptera; Colletidae
Product: homeobox protein caupolican-like
Exons: 7
Coding region: 619-2583 (654 amino acids)
Biological process (GO): regulation of transcription by RNA polymerase II; cell development; neuron differentiation
Cellular component (GO): nucleus
Molecular function (GO): RNA polymerase II cis-regulatory region sequence-specific DNA binding; DNA-binding transcription factor activity, RNA polymerase II-specific
Source: RefSeq, a predicted model, not a curated record